Molecule: messenger RNA, 7646 nt
Organism: Gymnodraco acuticeps
Lineage: Eukaryota; Metazoa; Chordata; Actinopteri; Perciformes; Bathydraconidae
Gene: rbm15
Product: RNA binding motif protein 15
Exons: 1
Coding region: 166-2718 (850 amino acids)
Biological process (GO): regulation of alternative mRNA splicing, via spliceosome
Cellular component (GO): nucleus
Molecular function (GO): mRNA binding
Source: RefSeq, a predicted model, not a curated record
UGGGCGGGCCUCCAGAGUAAUCUUUACAAAAUGGCGACUGUUGUUGUUUUGCCGCAGGGUCAGUGAAUAAAUCCGUUUUUCAUUUCAAUCAUUCUCUGCAUUUAUUUGCAGAAACAACAGUAAAAAGCCCAGGCGUCCCGAGGGGUUGGCUCCGUUUGGACUGAAAUGAAAGGUAAAGAGCGAUCGCCGAUUAAAAAGCGCUCUCGGGCCCUGGACGAUAUACGAGACCGGGGAGGAUGCCACCCGACCAGCAAGAAAAUGGGGGCUCUCUCCGUGUCCACCGGGAGUAAUAAUGGGAAUAGCUCGACGAAGAACGACGGCAGUUCGACGAGAAGGAGUCUGCUGGGUGAAAAAAGAGACAGAGAUUUCGAUGGGCACAGUCGGACUGGAAAUAAUCAUGGCUGUCAGUCUGCAGUCGCCAGCUCCGUGGGUAAAAACCACAGCCUGAGCCUAACGCUGGAUUUAGCCCCAGCGAGGACCACCUCUCGGGGGGAGCAGCGGGUGCAGCCGCCCGGCGCAGAGAGUGAGUACAAAACCCUCAAAAUAAGCGACCUGGGCACCCAGCUGAACGACGAGGACAUAGAAGAUGGACUAUUUCAUGAAUUCAAGAAAUUUGGAGAUGUGAGCGUCAAGAUAAGCCGCAGCAACGACGAGCGGAUCGCGUUUGUGAAUUUUAGGAAGCCGGAGGACGCACGAGCUGCAAAGCACGCGCGGGGCCGGCUGGUGCUGUAUGACCGGCCGCUGAAAAUCGAGGCAGUGUACAUCAACCGGAGGAGAAGCCGCUCCCCUGUGGAGAGAGACUUGUAUGGUGCAGCUCCCAGCCACAGACAUUUGCAGAGACCCCUCUCGCCCACCGGGCUGGGAUACAGAGACUACCGGCUGCAGCAGCUGGCCCUGGGCAGGCUGCCCCCUCCCCCGCCUCCCCCUCUGCCCAGAGAGCUGGAGCGGGACCGGGAGUUUGCCCUGUUUGAAGCCAGGGCACGACCAGCUUUCAUUGCAGAGCGAGCAGCCUUUCGAGAAGAGGAUUUUAUAUCUCCAGAAGAUGACCAAAGAGCCAAUAGGACGUUGUUUUUAGGCAAUCUGGACACAACUGUGACUGAAGCAGACCUGAGGAGAGCUUUUGACAGGUUUGGGAUCAUAACAGAAGUGGACAUUAAAAGACCCACACGGGGACAAACUAGCACAUAUGGAUUUUUGAAAUUUGAGAAUCUGGACAUGGCUCAUCGUGCUAAAUUAAGCAUGUCUGGCAAAAUAGUGGGCCACAACCCCAUAAAGAUAGGCUAUGGGAAAGCAACUCCCACUACACGCCUGUGGGUUGGGGGACUUGGGCCGUGGGUUCCUGUUGCUGCCCUGGCAAGAGAGUUUGACCGCUUUGGCACUAUAAGGACCAUUGACUUCAGAAAGGGGGACACUUGGGCCUACAUUCAGUAUGAAAGUCUGGAUGCUGCACAGGCGGCAUGCACACACAUGAGGGGCUUCCCACUGGGGGGUCCAGAAAGAAGACUUAGAGUGGACUUUGCUGACACUGAGCAUCGGUACCAGCAGCAGUUCCUGCAGCCUCUCCCUAUACCACCAUUUGACAUGGUGGCAGAGUCUUUUGUCCACCGAGCCACAACUGAACCCCUGAGAGUCAGGGAACGGACUCCACCUCCGCUUCACUUCAGGGAGAGAGAUCUCUUUCCUGGAGCUGAGUGGCCCAACCCAGCCAUCCGAGAUCGGGUUCGAGCGUCACCCUUUGAACCUCUGGAGCACUUGGAACGUGAGCGACGGGCACGAGAGCCCUGGUCUUUGGAGCGAGAGCUGCAGGGACGAGAACCUCCACGCAAGCGGCGUGCAAUGGAGGAUGGACGCCACAUAGACCCCUCCCCUGACAGCACUGACAGAACUCUAAGGCGUAGACGUGCUUCUCCAGAUGGCAGUCCUGAAGGUAUCAGCAGAGACGGAGGGCGCUUCAGUGACCCAGAGCGGCCUCUCCGGGGAGAGAGACCCUCCCCCGCAAGAGAGUGCCACAGCAGCCUUGAAAGAGGCGGGGCUGAGCGGAGACUCAAAAGCCAGAGUCUCUCUGACAAGGGACCUUCAGGCAGCGGCGUUUCAGCAGUUGGAGAUCGUAAGCGCAAAGCAGGGGACGGUGGUAAGGGGCCGGCCAAGAGGGAACGUCCCGAGAGCAGUUCCAAGGGGGGCCAGGCAUCCAAACCAGAUGGCAGCAAACUCAGUUUGGCCUGGCAUGGCAUGCUUCUGCUCAAGAACAGCAACUUUCCAGCCAAUAUGCACCUGCUGGAGGGCGAUCACAACGUGGCCAGCGACCUGCUUGCCGAGGGCACAUCAGGAAGGCAGGUGGGCGAGCUAAAGAUCACCCAGCGUCUCCGUCUAGACCAGCCCAAACUCGACGAGGUGUCCCGGCGCAUCAAGGUGGCGGGUCCCGGCGGCUACGCCAUCCUGCUGGCAGUUCCUGGUACCACAGAGGAUUUAUCUUCAUCAGACCCUGCAGCAUCAACUCAGCGACCGCUCCGCAACCUGGUGUCCUACCUCAACCAAAAACAAGCAGCCGGAGUCAUCAGCCUGCCUGUGGGAGGGAGCCGGGAUAAAGACAACACGGGGGUUCUUCAUGCUUUCCCUCCCUGUGAUUUCUCCCAACAGUUCCUGGAUUCCUCUGCCAAAGCUCUGGCUAAAAGCGAAGAGGACUAUCUGGUCAUGAUUGUGGUUCGUGGAGCAUCUUAAAAAAAAAAAAAAUCAGAACUCUCGAAGUUCAAGUGGUGUUUAAAAAAAAAAAGGAAUCUGCCGUAUGUCAGUAACUAUUGCAUGCUGUGUGUUCUGCAUUAUAGGGUACACUAGUAUGGUUCCUUAGUGUUUGUAUGUUGCCAUGUAAUCCACUCAAAGGACAAAUGGUGCCCUCCUACAAAACUAAAAGGAUGUGUGUUUUGGAAAUUAUUUUUAAAGGUUGUAUGAAUUGCUUACAAAGUCAUAAACCUGCAGUAUUUCAGUCAAAAUACAGGAAAAUAUGAGGAGCAUUCAUUAAAUACAUUUCAAUUUCAUUUAAAAAUAGUAUACCAUUAAACAAUUUUUUGGUUGAUUUACCUGUUGAACAUUUUAGCUUAGCCAACUCUUCUACAAGAAAACAAAUAGAGAAUUUACAAAAUGCAUUGAGUGGACACAAUAACACCUCUACUACAGUUAAACCAAAAACAAUAGCCUCCAAAGCUACUAUAGUGCCCCUUUCACUGUGUUACCAAAAGCUGGAAAUAACGAGCUUAACACAAAUCAUGUUGGUGUCUGGGCUAUCAUUCUGCUAUCCCUUAGAUUGUACAGUUGUUAUUGUGUCUACAUCCAAAACAGACAUUUAAAUUAGGAGAAUUAAAAAAACAUAUUUUUUAAAUCUUACAGCGCAAUAACAUUUCUACUAUAUUCACUUUUUUAAUUAAUGGAAACAAUAAUGAGACAUUUUUGGAGGUUUUCAUUGAAGGUGUAGUAGUUGAGUUGGUACUGCAAGGCCAGAGAGAGAGUCCUGGUCACACUUCUCUCCUUCAGCUCUCCAGGUUUCUAGAUAUCUCGCCUUCAUCAGGCCUUAAAUAUAACAAAAUAGCUUAGGACAUUUGGUGAAUGGUGUGUGGUGCGCUGAAGAAGAGUUGUGAUGUGUUUUGAAGGUUAAAGCGUCAAUAGUGAAAGCUCACACAUUACCUUGGUUGCAAAUUAUGUUUAAAAGUUACAAAUCCCUUUCAGGUUCAUGGUUUUAAUUAGAGAGUAUAUUUUAUUCAUGUGUUCCUCAAUAUUGGAAUGCCAAAUUGCAAGAUCGAUAAUGAACUCGGUGUGUGUUCACUGGUAAAUCCAAAUUGUUACAUCAACUCUAUGUGAAAUGCUGAAUACUAACAGUUAUUCGCCCAGGGAACAGCCCAUAACACAACACUCAUAGCAUAGUAAAGCAAAUACUAACAUGUUUUCAUAUUUUAACUUCAUAUUUUACUUUGUGCAUCCCUACCUUAGAAAUGGUUGUGUAAUGUGAUCUAUAAAAAACUACAGUAGUAAUGGAUAAAAAAAAGCGUAGAGAGUUUUGUGUUGUUUCAUUUAUUGCUCUGAAACAAGUAGGUCCUCUGAUAAUAAUAUUCAGUAUCAGUAAUAUGUUGGUACAAAGUUACAGGAAUUUGCUAUUUGUUCAGUAAGUAGGUCUGUGUAAAUCAAAGUUUUAGAAAUUAUUUAACAGUCCGUGUUUGAAUUUUGAUUUUAGAGGUAUAAAUUGGACUAUAUCUUACUCAUGCCUGCCAACAUGUUCCCAAGGCCUACUUACCGUAUUUAGUUUUGCCAUUGUAUGUUCGUCAUGCAAUAGUAACCCACCCUGAAUUAUGUUUUGCUGAGUUUGGUUUAAUAUGUAUUGAAAACAUUAAUAUGUCAGAAAAUGGUUACACCCACUUCAACAUUGGACUCUAUGUGGAGACGAGUGCAGAGCUGAAACCUCUGCAGAGAUGUUUGUGAGUCCUCACUAAAGAGGCUACUUUAAAGUUGUGUAUCCCAUCUGCACCUGUGAUGACUUCUGUUUUAAAAUGGAAAAUUGAGCAAUGUACACUUUGAUGUCAUGGGAAAGGAAAAUCCGUAGAGCCCAUGCGAAGCUGUUCACAUACCUGCAAGUGCGUUUGGGCACUUAAUGUGACCGAUUAUCAAUAAAUUGUUCAUUUGAAGGGAAACAUGUUUCUUCGAUGGAAGUGAAUUGAAGAAAAACGCUGCACUGCCUUAUUGUGUUUCGAAGGAGUUGUCACUCAAAUUUGGUUCUGCACACGAAAAAGGGAGACAGUUUGCAGUUUGUUUAGCACCGGUGAAGAGAGACCCCGUUUCGUGUGAGGAUCGCUGUUUGCUUACAGGCCUGUUCUGAGCUCGUGAGUCUUAAAUUACUCCCUCAUGACCCCCUGUUAUAACCUCAACGUUUCCGGUUGGCAUGUGAACACCUGAUCAGGAUGGAGGAGCCCCCGCUGCCUCUUGUGAGCAGCCAGUUUUCAGUGUGAACCAAUGAUGAAGUUCGGGAGUCGCGGGCGGGAGCAAACAGCAGCCCGUGCAGUAUCCUGUUGUUUUACUCUAAAGCUGUUCAUUUGCAUUGUUCCGGGUUCUGAAUAGGAGCGGAGGAAUUCCCAUCACCGGCCGUCACACACUCCGCAUGGGAGAUUGUGGGUGACACUGCUCUGAAAUGUUCAUAGCAAGCUGUCACCCUGCAGAGGCCAAGCUGAACCACUGGGCUCAUUUGUCUUUAUUAUACUUUGCCCAGUUAUGAUUUGACUUAAUUUUCGGCUCAGGGCAGUGGAUUGGCCCAGCUAGGAAUAUUGUUGGUGUUCUCCUCUGAUUGAACCCUCUCCGAGGAGACGAGUGAAGAAGUGUGUUCACGCCAUCGUCUGCCGAGGUCUGCUGCAGCAUGGAAAUGAAAACUAGCAGGCCAAAAUGUGUACCCUUUUUGACACUCAUGAAAGGAAUCCACAUGGGCGGACCCCCCUGACCCCCACCCCAAAUUCUUCUAGGAGACCUGUUUUUAAUUUUAAGGCCACAUUACACAGGAAUGAAAGUUCUUCAUUUCCUCCUACCAUCCAUUUUAGUUAUAGCACUGUGAAAACAAAUGCUGUGCCCUGUGCUGUGGACACCUUUCUUCACUAGAGAAACAUUGCCCUCUUGAGGACCAUGAAGCUCCUGCUCCCCUCCCUCAGUCUACCUGACACACUGAGCACAGCAGACACCCAGGACAGAGCUGGUAUCACUCUGCGACUGCUGUCUAGAAACGACAUGAGGGUGAGUAGGGAGAAAAGGUGCUGCCUGCCAGCUCUGUAUCGAUGGCUGAGGCAGCAGAGGUAAGUAUCAAGUGUCAGCACCACAUGUUUUCCAGUAAAAAAUGCAUAAUGGCUCACUAGUUUUUCAGCCAAAGUAAUAACAGAUUUAAUGUCCACUGAUGGUAAUUGUGUAAGACAGCAGGACCAUUAACUGCACAUACUGCUGCUUCUGUCAGCAACUGGAGAAACAGCAUAACAAAAUGAUAAAAUGUCCUAAAUAGUGUACAUUUUAAUACCUUAAGGUAUAGUAUACUUAAACAAAGUAUUUUAUUCCCAUUCAGUGCAACAUUUAUGUAAAAGGUUGAUAUUUUACAGUUAAUCUACUGCAGUUGUUGAACCUCCUUCCGAUUCAGAUUCAGAUGAUAAUAAACAAAUCCCUGCACAUUCAGUGGUCUUUGCAGCCAGAUGUAAAACCUAAUGGGGAUAGCUAUCAUUCAGUUAUAGAUUCAUCAUGUCAUUCAUUGUCAAUAGCCAGAAUCGGGACAGGUUGAAAUGAUCUAAUGUGGUUAAUGUGAUGUGGUCUGUGACAAACCAGUGUAGGCUCAGUUAUUAAGACCUCACUGUUUCACAGCAGGACAAAACAAAGCUUGACUGUAUUAAGGGUUUACAUGUCAGUAAGCCACAUUAUAUUAUAAAUUAUAAAUGAUUGUUGUUGGCUAAAGUAUUAAUAUCAGUGAGUAAAUAUAAUUUAAAUGUAAUAUAAUGACAUAAGAAAACAGCUUUUGGCGCGAAACUGCAUUAGAAGAUGAUAAUGACUGCGUACGACAAAUGAAAACAUCCAGUAAAUACAAUUUAUUAAUAUAAGAUUCAACAUUCCUAGACCUUAUAAAUCUAUCACACGACACCAAUUAGCUCUACUAAUGUAGCUUAUGAAAACAUCAUCAAUAUGUGGCUUAUACCUGACUUACUGUGGCAUCUGGCACUCACUGAUACCUGUAUGUUUUAUAAUCCGCUCCCUAUAUAUUGAAGCUGAAUGAGCAGCUACUUGCUAAUUGUCCUGCCGCCACAAUGUCAAAUGAUACGAAGAGUAAACAGAACUUAUGAAACAUGCAUCACUCAUUCAUAUGUACAGCUGUACAAUGCCUGGUUUUCUGUAGGGUUUUGAGAUAUUAAGUUUUGUAUUACAUACACAGGCAUAUUAUACCUUCAUAAACCAAAUAUUUUAAAGAUUUCACAAAUGUUUGAAGACUACUUUGUGAAAUCACUUGACCUACACCUGGAGAAAUGAACAAAAUGAGGUAUGUCGAGUCUGGCCAAAGUUUUAGCAUAAUUCCAGAUCAAAUGUGUAAUAAUAAUAAUCCUUUAAGUUUCCAAAUUAUAACUUUGUUUAUCAUUACAUUUUAAGGUCAUAUUUUUUGCUCAUGUAUUAUUGUUUUACUUCUAGACAAACAGUAAUCUGUAAAAGCCACAUAUGUCAUAUCUACAUUUCACAUUUGAUUUAUUUUAUCCUUGCUGACUGCAGUGCAGUUUUUGCAGUAUAAAAAACACUUACAUUGAUAUGCGGUUGUUUAGCCAUGACAUUUCUAAAAACAAGUCACUAAACUUGCAUUGACAAGCAUUUCCAAAUGAAUUACACUGUAAACUGCUGACGAGACUAAAAUAUGUUUCCCAAACAGAGAUCCACUGGACCGGACGCUUGCGUCUGGCCGCCGAUAAACACACCAACAGGUGUCAUCUACUGUAAGUGUUUGCUUUGAUCAACACAACAUUAACACACAUUUGACAAAUAAUUACAAGCAUGUGUUGGGUCUACUUUAAGCCCAAGAUUAAAGUGAAUGUUAUAAUUUAGAUGAAUAAUUGUAUUUGUUCACUUCUGUAUGUUCAAAGUGUUAAUAAAACAUGUUGAAUGUA